CAAACUAAAAGGCAGGAUCUACUCUACAGUCUACAGACUACAGCCAGCUAGAGUUCGAAACUUGAGACAUCAAGCGCUAAAAGAAAAAAGAAAAAAAAAUCAGCAAGAAGUUGGCGACGUACGAAUAAAGAUUCUCCACAACGCUCUCACUCCCCCAGGUGGCGCAAUAAAGAACACGAGCUGCAUUCAUUACGCAGGCAUUGCUGCGGUGAGCCUGCCAAGCUGGGAAGCGCAGUGGCAGUGAAAUAAAUCAGGUGUUGCUGGUUGGUGAGGAGGUGGUGCGGCCUGGGGAGGAAGUCAGGGCGGCGGAAGAGAUGAGUGCGGCGGCGGCGAGCUCGGUGGCCAAGUUCAUCAAGUGCGUCACCGUCGGGGACGGCGCCGUGGGGAAGACCUGCAUGCUCAUCUGCUACACCUGCAACAAGUUCCCCACGGAUUACAUCCCCACUGUGUUUGACAACUUCAGUGCCAAUGUCUCCGUGGAUGGGAGGAUUGUCAACUUGGGCCUCUGGGACACGGCAGGUCAGGAGGAUUACAGCAGAUUGAGGCCUCUCAGCUACAGGGGUGCUGAUGUCUUCAUCCUCUCCUUCUCCCUCGUCAGCAGGGCAAGCUAUGAGAAUGUCCUGAAGAAGUGGAUGCCAGAACUUCGCCGAUUUUCGCCUAGCAUUCCUGUAGUUCUUGUCGGAACCAAACUAGAUCUCCGCGAAGACAGAUCUUAUCUUGCUGACCAUCCUGCUGCUUCCAUCAUCACUACUGAACAGGGAGAGGAGCUCAGAAAGCAGAUAGGUGCUGUGGCCUAUAUAGAAUGCAGCUCAAAGACACAGCGGAACAUAAAAGCUGUGUUUGAUACUGCGAUUAAAGUAGUGCUUCAACCACCAAGGCGAAGAGAAGUUACCAGGAAGAAAAUGAAGACAAGUUCGAAUCAGUCUGUGAGGAGAUAUUUCUGUGGAAGUGCCUGUUUCAGAUAAUCAAGAACAAGAGAACAGUCCCCAUGUAGCCACUGCGAACUCCUGGUUCUCUUGUAACUUACGGUGAAUGCUGUUUCACGCUCAUCUAGCAGGAAAAUGAAGUUAGUUUUUCGCCAUCAAGUUUGCAGCAAUUACUUUCCCUGAGAGUUGUACCUCCAUUUACUAUGAAUGGUGGAUUAUAUAGUAGUAGCAGCAAGUAUGAGGUGACCAUUCUGUACUUGUUUUAUUACCAAAACACUGGUGUCGCAAAAGACUCGAUGGAUCUUUAAAUGGACAGUACCGGAAGAAUGAAGGAGUAAUCAUUUCGGCAUUGUUAAACUUUCUA
This is a messenger RNA of Setaria italica (foxtail millet), 1290 nucleotides long. Its product is annotated as rac-like GTP-binding protein 1. Gene Ontology annotation, cellular component: cytoskeleton; cell projection; cell cortex. NCBI's taxonomy places the organism in Eukaryota, Viridiplantae, Streptophyta, Magnoliopsida, Poales, Poaceae. The record is from RefSeq and is a predicted model, not a curated record. Gene Ontology annotation, molecular function: GTPase activity; GTP binding; protein kinase binding. The transcript is spliced from 8 exons. The coding region runs from base 315 to 965 and encodes 216 amino acids. Gene Ontology annotation, biological process: establishment or maintenance of cell polarity; regulation of actin cytoskeleton organization; actin filament organization.